CACCAUGGCCUUCCUCUGGAUCGUCUCCUGCCUCGCCUUCGUCAGCGCCGCCUACGGUUGCGGCGUGCCGGCUAUCACCCCCCAGGUGAGCGGCUACGCCCGCAUCGUUAAUGGCGAGGAGGCAGUGCCUCACUCCUGGCCCUGGCAAGUGUCUCUGCAGCAAUCCAACGGCUUCCACUUCUGCGGCGGCUCUCUGAUCAACGAGAACUGGGUGGUGACGGCCGCUCACUGCAACGUCAUGACGUACCACCGUGUGAUCGCUGGGGAACACAACAAGGGCUCCGGCUCCAAUGAGGACGUCCAGAUCCUGAAGCCCGCCAAGGUGUUCACCCAUCCCCAGUGGAACCCCCGCACCAUCAACAACGACAUCUCCCUCAUCAAGUUGGCGACCCCCGCCCGCCUCGGCACCACCGUUUCCCCCGUCUGCAUCGCCGCGUCUUCUGAUAACUUCCCCGCCGGCAUGACCUGCGUCACCUCUGGCUGGGGUCUGACCCGCUACAACGCUCCCAGUACUCCCAACCUGCUGCAGCAGGCCGCCCUGCCGCUGCUGUCCAACGAGCAGUGCAAGAACCACUGGGGCAGCCAAAUCUCCAACGUGAUGAUCUGCGCCGGAGGAGCCGGAGCCACUUCCUGCAUGGGCGACUCUGGCGGCCCUCUGGUCUGUCAGAAGGACAAUGCCUGGACUCUGGUCGGUAUCGUGUCCUGGGGAAGCAGCAGGUGCUCUACCUCCACCCCCGCCGUCUACGCCCGCGUCACCGAGCUUAGCAGCUGGGUCGACCAGAUACUUGCCGCCAACUAAACGCUCCGAAGAAAGGAA
Molecule: messenger RNA, 817 nt
Organism: Perca flavescens (yellow perch)
Lineage: Eukaryota; Metazoa; Chordata; Actinopteri; Perciformes; Percidae
Product: chymotrypsin B
Exons: 7
Coding region: 5-799 (264 amino acids)
Biological process (GO): proteolysis
Molecular function (GO): serine-type endopeptidase activity
Source: RefSeq, a predicted model, not a curated record